AUGGUGAAGGGAGAGACCAAGGGGCCAGGGUUCCGGUCUGGGGGCCAGGGUUCCGGUCUGGAAGCCAAUUUUCGACUGCUCCUACAGUCUUGCUUCGUGGCAGACAGCAGGGUGAUUCUUGAUGGUCUACAGAGGUACGGCCCCAUGCCCGGCUACCUGCCUGUUAGCUACCAGGUACUCAAUGCCAAGGCAGCCUUCUUCCUAAAGGAGGCCAACCAGGACCUAAUGAGGAACUCCAGCCUGCAGGCCAGGACUGAGCCCUUCUUCAUCCAGGAGGCCCGCCAGAUGCCCUUCAUCAACGCCAGCUACGGACCCAUGUCUGCCCAGCAACCCAUCCCCCUGGAGCUCCUACAGAGCCCCGGACCCUUCAACGGACCCUCUUUUACCUCCCUGUCAUCCUCCUCCUCCUCUUCUCCAUCCCUUUUCACCUACAACUGGAAGGUCCAUACCUUCAUCAUCAGUGAGAGGAUUCACCCCAGUUGGCCAAAGGUGCAAGUGUUGUUCUAUGUGGGAGGCAGGGACUGGGAUGACUAUACCACCAUCCACAGGCUGCCCUGUGUCAGGAUGUUUGCCUUCCACGAGACCCAGGAGGUGCGGGGCACGUGUCGUCUGAAGGGGGAGCUGGGGAUGUGUGUGGCAGAACUGGAGCCCCUGGCUAGCUGGUUCAGUCCCCCCACCGUGAGGCCAGGGAGGCAGAGGUCUCCGGAGCAGCCCCAGGGCACCCCCGUGGAGCUCUACUACAUGGUCCAGUCCACGGAGACUGGGGAGUGCAGCUCAGAGGACUCAAGGAAAGGCAGUUCCAUGCGCACAGAGCACCAGGGGCCCAUGGGGUACUUCUCGGGUCCCACACCCAUGCAGCGCAUUGGGAGCGUGCGUCUGUUCCAGCCCAUGCCGGAGCUGAGGCUGGACAGUAACUUUGUGGUGAUGGUGCCCUCUAGACCAAUCAGACAGAGGGAGAUAGUCUCCACCUUCCUGGCUCUCUCCAUCCUGUCACCUGUACAGAUCUUCACCCUCAGAGUGAAGUCGAAGGAUGGCGUGGCAUUCCUGGGGGCGAGGGCCAGUGACCCAGUCCUGUGGACAGUGAGCCAGGAUGUGAGGAGCGAGGGACACAGGGUCAUCACCCUUCACUGUCACCGCAAGGAGAACACCUUCGGUCAGAGCAACGACGCCGGGGUUCACGGCCACAGGAAGCCCAAAGACAACUCCAAGAUCUUUGGGGGUAGGGGCACAAGGGGUGGCCGGUCGAGCCGAGGAGAGUGCCAGAACCCGAAUGGCAAAAUCUGA
Oncorhynchus kisutch (coho salmon) is the source of this 1284-nucleotide messenger RNA. Its product is annotated as transmembrane protein 132C-like. The transcript is spliced from 4 exons. The record is from RefSeq and is a predicted model, not a curated record. NCBI's taxonomy places the organism in Eukaryota, Metazoa, Chordata, Actinopteri, Salmoniformes, Salmonidae. The coding region runs from base 1 to 1284 and encodes 427 amino acids.